UAUCUAGUUCUGAAUAGGACGGUCCAGGGGAAACAAUACCUCUACACAGGGAUUUCCAACGACACGUCAAGCUACCGCUGUGCCCUCCGCGGAAAGCUUUUGUUUCCUCCUGCCAUGAUUUACUCUCGUAUGCAUCACAACUAGAGAAUGAGGGAAUAUUCAGUAGGAUUAACAUAAUAGUAUUAGAGGAUUAUUAUUAGUUUAAAUUUCCAAAGCUAGAAUCGAACUAAAUAGGAUUAUUGAAUACUUGAAUGGCUUCUGAUGACUGACUGCACCGAGACAACUGAAAAGGUUCUUCAUAUCAUAUUUUUAGGGACCAAUAAAUCUGGGUUCGAUUUUAUACUUACUUAAUUUUGAAGAAAAGAAAGUUAGCGUGUUGUUUGAGUUGAUGGGUUUAAAGGAUUAGGUGUUCAAAAACACCUUUCUAGGGAGCCGGUUGCACCCUAAUUUGAGGAAGGCCUAUAGGUACCUGACACGCCUUAUGUCCCACAGUGAGGGGUCUCCAAUUCAAAUGCAAAAUCUAUUUGGUUUAAGAGUUUAAUUAGUGACGUAUAUAUAAUCCGACAUUGGUCUAAAAGUCGUCACCUGAGCAGUUUGCAAACAGAACACACUAACCUUUCUGAGGUGACGGUAAAAGGAUGGCGAUUCCUGUCGUCCAUCAGCUGCGAGUUGACGCCAGGUCAAUUUUCAGUAUAGACAGCAUCCUCGGGUUGGACUUGGAAAGACAAGACCUGCAAAAUGUGUCAUUGCGUUUAUAUAGACCUUGGACAGAAAUGGAUUCAACGAAACAGCAUUACAUCACAGCCAAACCGUCGGAGGCUGCGCCAGAUGUGAGGAUGGCUGAGGACAGGAGCUCCAACUGUAAACAGAACAUCUCGGAUUCACAUAGAAGAAGACUGAACUGGUACGUCGGACGCAGACCCCGCACGGCGUUUACAAGCGCUCAGAUCGAGAUCCUGGAGAGCGUGUUCAUCAUAAACUCCUACCCAGGUAUCGACAUCAGAGAGGAGCUGGCUCAGAGACUACACCUGGAGGAGGACAGAAUACAGAUCUGGUUUCAGAACCGCAGAGCCAAACGGAAACGCUCCGACAGAGAGUCUCAGUUUCUCAUGGUGAAGAAAGUCAUUUCUGGUCUCAAGACAAAAGAGGAGGAAGAAUAAUGAACACUGUAUUUGUCUAUUUCUGUCUGUAUAUCUUUCUCUGUCAGUGCAAUAUUCUGAUAAUUUAUUUAUGUGUGAAUGACGAAUUGUGUCUUAUUAAUAG
Messenger RNA from Osmerus eperlanus (European smelt), 1263 nucleotides. RefSeq names its product HESX homeobox 1 (gene hesx1). The transcript has 4 exons. Gene Ontology annotation, biological process: forebrain development; regulation of transcription by RNA polymerase II; pituitary gland development. Bases 639 to 1160 code for a protein of 173 amino acids. Gene Ontology annotation, molecular function: RNA polymerase II cis-regulatory region sequence-specific DNA binding; DNA-binding transcription repressor activity, RNA polymerase II-specific. Gene Ontology annotation, cellular component: nucleus. NCBI's taxonomy places the organism in Eukaryota, Metazoa, Chordata, Actinopteri, Osmeriformes, Osmeridae. The record is from RefSeq and is a predicted model, not a curated record.